Molecule: messenger RNA, 1619 nt
Organism: Petromyzon marinus (sea lamprey)
Lineage: Eukaryota; Metazoa; Chordata; Hyperoartia; Petromyzontiformes; Petromyzontidae
Source: RefSeq, a predicted model, not a curated record
CCUCCCUCGACCUCCUUCCACCAACAUCGCGUGAGAAGAACCUGACAACUCUCCUACGAUUCGCCCGCAACGAGAGAGAGAGUGAGCGCGAGCAAGCGAGGAGUGGUGGCGGCUUGCUGUUGGUUGGAUUGGCGCCGAGAGGUGGUGAUGUAACGUUGCCUCCGCGGUCAUCACACAGCAGAAACUUGCAACAGCCUCUCCUCCCCUCCCCGACUUUGCGUGGUGCCGCCGGGGACCGGAGCUUCGCAAGGACCUAGCCCGGAUCGUUGCUCGCAAACGGGCAGUUCGGAUCUUCAUACACUACGUGCCGCUUUUCAGGAAUGCUGAGUCGACCUAAAUGAGCCACAGGCAAGGAGGCAUGUCGGGCCGAGGCGGCGAAUCGGCGGAAGGGUCGGCGCCAAGGCCCGGCCAUGGGCCCCCGACGGGCCCAGCGGGCGCUCCUCCCACGCACCUGCAGAGGCCCCGCUUGAGCUACGUGGAGGGCAUCCUCAUGGCAGAGGUGUUCUUCCAGGACUGGGAGGAGAAGAGCGCCUUCCGUGCCCAGCCCGAGGACAUCGUCAUCUCCACCUACCCCAAAUCAGGGACGACGUGGCUCCAGGAGAUUGUGGACGCCAUCCUUGGUCGCGGGGACAUCGAGCGCUGCAAGCGAGCGCCCACCCACAGUCGGGUGCCCUUCCUCGAGAUGUCGGCGGUGCCCAGCCUCGGCAUUCCCAGCGGGAUUGAUCAGAUUGAGCAGCUUCCAUCUCCCCGAGUCAUCAAAACGCACCUCCCCUACCAGCUGGUGCCCAAAUCAUUCUGGGAGAAUAACUCCAAGGUCAUCUACCUGGCCCGCAACGCCAAGGACGUGAUGGUGUCAUGCUUCUACUUCGGGAAGAUGAACUUCGGCCAACCGCACCCCGGCACCUGGGAUGAGUACUUCCGUAAGCACCUGGACGGCGCAGUCCCGUGGGGGUGCUGGUGGGAUCACGUGCUCGGGUAUUGGGACAAGAGGGAUCAUCACCGCAUCCUCUACCUCCUCUACGAAGACAUGAAGGAGAACCCCAGGGCUGCGGUGGAGCAGGUGGCCGAGUUCCUGGACGUCCACCUGCCGGAGGAGGCGCUGGAGAAGAUUGUCCACCACACGAGCUUUGAGCAGAUGAGGGACAAUCCCAUGGCGAACUACACCUCGCUGCCCAGCUUCGUCAUGGACCACUCCGUGUCGCCCUUCAUGCGCAAAGGCUCGGUGGGCGACUGGCGGACCCACUUCACGGUGGCCCAGAACGAGGAGUUUGACGAGGUGUACGCGAAGAAGAUGGCCGGCACCUCCCUCUCCUUCCGCCACGACCUGCCGCAGGUGGUGGAUUCUUGAAUCCAUCCGUGCGGGGUCUUCUCUUACCCCCACCCCCUGUCGUGAUCGUGAGGUUUUCUUCUGGGGGGCACGCGAUUGGUUUUACUUCCCGGGCUGCUAGGGGGGAUUUGAGUUUGAUCGAAACAUUCCAGUGGAGCGGCACUAAUCCCGAAAAACGAGCCGUGAGACUCACUGAAGAUUUCCUGGGUUAAAAAUUAAAUCGUAAUUAUUGGUCUUUAUUGCGACGGUCGUUAUUCAUAACGCAGGUUGGUUUUUUUUUGUUCGGGGGGGG